GCAUGAACAAUCACAUGUACAAUUUACAAAUCUCUGAAAACAAGCUAGCUACUCUUUUAUUUACAUAGGAUGUGACUGUGGAUCGUUGUCAAAAUGAGUGAAACACCUUCAACUGCUUACUCAGUGAAUCAGCCAAACUCCUCUGAGAGUGAACAGAGCUUAUCCACACGCCACUUCAAUGUUACUGAACCUGUGGUGGCAAAACGGAUCUGCUUCUAUAAAAGUGGAGAUCCUCAGUUCAAUGGGAUCAAAAUGGUCAUUAAUAACCGGUCUUACAAAACAUUUGAUGCCUUGCUGGACAGUUUAUCCAAACGGGUCCCUUUACCUUUUGGAGUACGGAAUAUUAGUACACCAAAAGGGAGACACAGCAUUACCAAUUUGGAGGAUCUUGAAGAUGGAAAAUCUUAUAUUUGCUCCCAUCAGCGGAAAAUGAAGCCCAUCAACCUGGAACAGGCUAGCAAAAAGCCUCUGCCCUGGCAGAUCAGCAGGCCUGUCAGCGCUCGCCGCCGUGCUGUGCAGUUGGCAAGGGAGAAUGAAGGUGGAUACGGCCAUCGAGAAAUCAAAAUAACAACUCCCAAAAAGAUGCUUGUUUUCAAAAAUGGGGAUGUAAGGCUCAGGCGCACCAUAGUUCUGGGAAAGAAAAAUACACAAACCUUUGAGGCCUUUCUGGAUUAUAUGAGUGAGUUAAUGCAAUAUCCAGUUGCAAAACUAUAUACCACUGAUGGCAGAAAGGUUCCUAAUCUUCAGGCCCUAAUAUUGUGCUCUGGAGCUCUAGUCGCAGCGGGGAGAGAGCCUUUUAAACCAAACAGUUAUGAUUCUCUUGUGUAUUCACGGCCUGCUAAAUUGCUUGGAAUUGCAAAUCGUGUCUACCCAAAAGCAAAUGACAAGUCAGAAAGCGAAAAUACGAGAGCUGAAAUGGGCUCUAGCUCAAGAUCUCAGAUAUUCUCAUUUUCUUCCGAUAAAGUGUCCAGCAAUGAUAACAACUCAGAUUCUUCCUAUGUUCCUGAGGGUCAUAAUUGUAUACGAGGAAAUCGGUCAGUUACUGGUGAAGACUUAUCUGUGGCACAGUAUGAAGAUGACAUUGAGAAAUCUGUUCACCUUAAUCAAGAUGGCAGUAUCACAGUGGAGAUGAAAGUUAGAUUAAAAAUUAAAGAGGAAGAAACUAUUAAAUGGACAACCACCGUAAGUCGUGCUGGCCUUUCGGAUGACAAAAAUACCAUCAUCUGCAAUUCUGCAAUGCCUGUGGAGGACUGCUUAUCCAAUGUUAAUGGUUCUGAAUGCAUAAAACCAAAGGAUACUCCAUAUUUGAAGAGCUGCAGUAAAGAAGAGGGAGACUCAUUACAGCAAUUUAAUGCAGAAGGGUCAGACAAAGAAUCAGAGUCUGAUUUAAAAACUGCUGGUUGUAAUGUUCAUAAGAACAGUUCUGCAGACCUAGGUGUAAGCAAUGAACCUGAGGAUGACAUCAGGCCUCGUUUCUAUAGGCCUCCCACACCUGGGCCAAGGCGCGUUAGACAAAAGAAAGCAGUAGUUGAAAGUGUCACUUUGGUGUCUGAGGAAGAGGUUCAGGAGAAGACAAUAGGACAGUUUUCCUACAGUGAGGAAACAGAGAAUGGAGAAAAUAAAUCUGAAUAUUGCAUGGUAGCUCAUUCAAGCAGAAAAAAAUCAAAUGUAAUUAAUCCAAAGUUUAGUGAGAUGAGUGACAAUGAUUUAUUAAAACUUUCUUCGGAUAAUAUAAAAGAAGAAAUGCUUUUUAAAGUAAGCCACAAGAGCAGUGAUUUGAUAGAAGCCACAAAUAGGAAGACAGAAGUGCCUGGCGAGGGUGAAUUGGUACAGAAUAUAUUAGAGAAAUCAGUAGUAGAACAAGGUACUUAUAAUAGUUUAGUAUCAACCUGCAAAACUAACAUCAGUGGUUUCGUACCAUCAUCAAAAUUACACCAGGCAGCUAGGCCAGUUUCAGCAGAUCACAUCCAUGAGUUGUGUGAUAUUAAACAAAUAAAAAGAUCACUGAGUUCUUUCAUUAGAUAUUCAGAAUUAUGUCAGUCAAAAGAAGAAACAAUAUGUAAAGCUGCUGAUUUAUUACCAAUUUCUCAAGAUUCUGUGAAUUCAGCCUCUCUCAAACAUAGCCGGGUAAAGAUAAUGGUACCUCCAUGUAGAGAAGCUGUUACUGAGAAAAUAAAUCCAACAUCUGGAUUCUUUCCUACUGAUAUUGGUAGUGAGAAUCAAAGCAGUGUCAAGACUGGAUCUGUGACAACACCACAUCUCACUGAUGACAGAGAAUCUGCGUCUUCCCUCACCAAAAAGAAGAAGAGAAAAUCCUCUAACUUUCUAGAGCAAGUUACAUAUGAAAAUCAAAAAGAUAGAAACAUUUCUGGAAUACUUAAAAGUGAGGGAAUGCAUAUCACAAGCCAAACCACACAGGAUUAUGUAACAGAGGCUAUGGAUAAUUCUUCUGAUAUGCUUCAUAAAAAAGAAAAGGAUUUUUUUGUAAAAAGCAACGAGGGGUCUGUCAAUUCUGAAAAUAAGAUAUGUCCUGGAGAUGAGUUCUAUCAAGAGGAUUCAGGGGAAAAAAAUGGAUUAUCAUCUAAUAAAGAGACAAGUAAUAACAAGAAGUUGGCCAAAAAACAGAAAAAGCAAAAGGGGGUGAGGAAGAAUUUAAGUAAAGGUGCAAAUAAGUUAAAUAUGCCAGAGAGAGUCAUUACUUUAGAAGCUCUAAAACAGGAGGACUUUCAACCUCUUGUUGAGCAUUCACUUGAAAACUAUGUCCAAAGUUGGCUGAAAAACUUGUUACCAAAUUCUGUCUUACCCCCUAUAAAUAAACAAGAAGGUAACGUAGAGAAUAGCAGUAAUUUUCCUAAAGAAAAUACUGAUGUUUCUAUAGGUAAAGAAACAAGACUUAUUGCAAAUAAAGUGCAUGUGACUGAAAAAAACCAUCUGGUUGAAAAAAAUCUAACCAAAAAACUAUUAAAGCCUAUUUGUGAAGUAGGAACUUUGGAUAAAUCAGCUAAAGAUUCAGGUGAAAAACAAGCUGAUUCUUUGAUUCAUGCUCAUACAACUAUAGUAGAAGCAGCCAAGUAUUCACUAAAGUCAGAAUUGCAUCAUGAUGGUAAAGUGCACUUGUUUCAUGAAACCCAUGAAAAUGAUAAAAAGAUGUCAGAAGCUGAUAGUCAAGAUACCAAUCUGUAUCAAAGAAAAAAAUCUGAAGUUGCUGUUCAAGUUGAUUGUACAAUUGUCAAUGAGAAAAUGGGAAUUGAUGUUCAGAAUAACUGCAUGUCUAGCAUGUUACUGCAGGAACUACAAUCAACUUUGCUUGGUCUCCAGAAAGAACAUAAUGGAUGUAUAGGAAAAGCUUGCAGCCUUUCAGAUCUUUCUCCUUCAACUUUUGGUUCUUCCUCCAAUGUCCUCCUAGCUUGGCUACUUGUACUGAAUCUGAGAGAGAGUUUGAUUGGGACAAUUAAAGAUGACAUGCAAAAAAAUACCUGUAGCUGUUCUGAAAUAUUUACACAGUUACACUUGCUGAAACAAACUACAGUCAUAGAAAAAGUUGAUGAACUGAAGGCUGCCUUCUCACAUUUUCAACAACCAACAGAAAAUAACUUAGUACACUUUGGGAAGGAACUCAAAAAACAGGACUCCACAUAUUGCCAUGAGAAUGCAUCCAUAUCUGAGAUUCAUAAUGGUAUACACUUGCAUGAAAAUGAAAAAUCAGUUGAGCCUUGUAUUCCAAAGAACUGUGUAAAUUCUGAAGAAGCUCUAAAAUUGACUGGUGAAAUAGAAAGCUGUUUUAAUAUGCAGGAAGAUAUUUGUAGUGUAACAGAGACUUUAGACUUGAGUGCUCCCAGCCCACAGCUUGAUGAUCAAUAUGCCAACACUAAUUCAAAUACCUGUAGCCUUGCAGCAGCUAUAUUGUCACCUGAAAGAAAUGAAGAAAUGCCUGAUGGUGUAUAUGAGAAAUCUCAAGAUAAGGACACUGAUACAUCAUUCACUAAUGAAGAGACAGAAACUUCAGUAGAACCUAACUCGACAGUUCAUAGUGUAACUUCUAAUGACAAAAAUAUUUUAGAUCAGGAUACUUCUGAGGUAGAAGGUGAAAAAUAUGUUCUACGUGUUUCUACUGAUAAAAGUGAAGAUGAGAAACUUGAUCCAAAGUCAGCAGGUAACGACAAAAACUCAAAUAACCAACUUAAACUAGCUGCUGAAACCUCCGUAGAAUACAAUAAUGAGGAUUAUUCUGUACAGGAAGACAAGGAAGGUGAAGACACUUGUGAGGAAACUUCUGAGAGGUUAUCUACAACCUCUCCAUUAUCAUUUUGCUACGAAUCAAAGCAAAUGACAGAAUGUGAUACGAGUGAAGAGGAACAGAAAUUUCAAGUAGAACUACAGAAUAAAAUGUGUUCGGACACUUCUCAAUUAAAAAAAUGUUUAAAAAGUCCUGCUACUUCAGACUUGUCAGAUUACAGACCAGAUACUGAAGAAAGUGCUUAUGAUGUUAGAGCAUCCAGUGAUUUGACCAAUGAAAGUGCUGAUGAGGCAGCCCUUGAAAAACAUUAUAAUACUGGCUAUGUAAAAAGAACUAUUGAACGACUUUAUGGCAAGACGGAAGCUUCAUUUAAGCCUGACUUUCACAAUGGAUUCCCUUAUUUGUCCAAAGUACUUCAAAAGGACACUGAGGAAUUCCACUCUGCGGUGGUAGAAAAAAACGUUCAUUUUUUUCAGGAAGCUUGUUCUGUAGAUAAAUUGUCCCAUUCUUCACUACCAUCACAAGAGUUUUCAAUAAACAUAGACAAAGGCAACACUAUAUUGAGAGAAGAAAAUACUUCUUUACCAACACCACAACCUACUCCUAGCAGAGAAGAGACAAGUUAUACUAAUGGCUGUUCAGGGGAAUCUUCUAAGCAACACCGUCAACUUAGUGUUCGAGAUAAUGAAGAUGAAGGAAUAUUGAUAGAUAAAGGCAAAUGGCUUCUCAAAGAAAAUCAUUUGAUAAGAAGAUCACCACCUGAACAGUUUGGCAUGUAUGGUAAUUUGGACACAACAUCAACAGACACAGUCCUUGAUACAAACAGUGAUGAUGUUCCAUACUCACAUUUUGGCAAUUUGAAUCAGUACCCAGACCUCAAGGAAAUCUCUUCUUCUGAACUUGAGGACAUGGCUAAACCUUCUGAAAAUUUUUGCAACUACUUCAAUAUACCUCAUAAUAGUGAUUCAGACCCCUUUCAGGAUGACUUCAGUACAAAAAGCAAACCUAGCUGCAAUGGUAAGAUCACUUCCCUUCCUGCAGCAAACAAAGAAAAGAUCAAACCAUCCAUCAUGGUAGGUUCUACUUCAACACAGGCUGACAGCAAUUUUCCAUCUUUUACAACUGUAGAAUUUAGAUUGCCUGAUAACAAGGUGCAUCCAUUGGAACCACCUUUAAAUGAUGAGCCCAUACAGACUCAGCCUCAGCCAAAUGAUGUUAGUAAUGCUAACAGAAAUGCUCUUCAGGAGGAAGAUUCUUUGGAUAAACUCCAUGCUAUAUGCGGCCAACACUGUCCAAUUCUGAUGGUGACAGUAACACCAAUUAAUGAGGAACAGAGAGGAUAUGCCUACCAAAAGCCAUCUGAUAUUGAGAACCAGCUGGGUCCAUGUUUACUGGCAAAAAAGAGUGAAUAUUUAAAAUGGUCAGAGGAAGAUUUGGUAACAGACAAAAAUAAUCAUGUGACUCUGAAGAAUAAUUGUAUUAAUAAGAUUGCAAAUAAUAUUUUUAAUAGGUUUUAUGCUAAUAACACCUUAGAUUUUAUUAACAAUUUUGGAAUACUUGUAUCUUCAACUCUGAAAGACGCAAGCAAUUUAAGAAAGUUACAUGUUCUAGAGUAUAUGAAUGUUAAACAUGUAAAAGUCUGUAACUGUCAAAAUAAUAUGUUCAAACACAUACCAAGUGAUCUUGUAAUAGGCAAUAAUAGUGAGCUUCCCAAUAGAAAGCCAAAAAUAUGCCAAACUCUAAGAAUAAGCCUAGUUCAUAUUGUUGGAGCAAAAUUUUCUCCCAUAUUGGCAGAUCCAGCAGAAGCCUGUCAUUCUGAAACAUUUCUGAAGUGUGACACUUCUUUAAAUAACACUGAAAGUAAUGCCUCUGAAAACCUGAAAAAUGAAAAUGCCUUUCCUACCGAAGAUGAAGAUGUCUGCUUUCGUACUGUGGACAAUGAAAACAGUAAAGAUGAGAAAGACUUUGUUUUAGCCAGUGCAAACAAGAUCAAAGGUACUAUGAUGGAGAGAAAAGUUAGUAAUACAGCUAGGAAAUGGAAGGUGUCAGUCCUCACCAGUGAUAUGCCAGCUGCAGGAACAAGCUCAAAGGUUUAUAUUACAUUGUAUGGGGAUCGCAGCAGUUCAGGGCCUAUUUUUCUUGAUGGAGAGGAAGGAAAAUUAUUUCAGAGAGGCAAUGAAGACAUUUUCACAGUGCAGUUGCUGAACCUUUUCUCAGGGGAACAGUUUUCUUUCCCUGCUCAUCGAUGGCUGGCCUGGGACCAGGCUGAUGGGGAGAUAUCUAUGGAGCUUCCUGUUUUACAUCAGGGUCAGCCGAUUCUUCCAGUGACUGUCUAUGAAGUGCAUGUGACAACAGGAGAACUGUGGAAUGCUGGAACUGAGGCUGAUGUCUAUAUUUCUGUCUAUGGAGAAAGAGGUGAUACAGGAUCAAGACAGCUGCUCAGGUCACAGAAGCUCAAGAAAUUUUUAAAAGGACAAACUGACAUCUUUGCUGUUGAAGCUGUGCACCUUGGACAUUUGUACAAGACUGUUAUAGGACACAAUGGUCUUGGAUCAGGAAAUGGCUGGUUUCUGGACAAAGUCGUAAUCAAGGAUCCUGUUACAGAUUUGGAUUAUACUUUUCUUUGUUACAGGUGGUUGGACCAGGGGCAGGAUGAUGGCAAUAUUGCUAGAGAACUGACUGUGACAGAUGCCAGCAUUUUUCCAGGAAGUCUUUUUGAUGUAAAUGUCAAAGGGAGAAAUAUAUGUAUCUUCAGCAGUCAUGAGAUGCCAUGUCUUGCUCUUGCUCUUGUUAAUGGCCAUGUAAUUGGAAAGAGCAAAGACAAGACUUGCUGUGAGCUCUGCAUUCACCUUCAACCAAAUGGUUGUGCCAUUCUUGAGUCAGCCAGGAAUCCAGGUCACACUGUUAUGUUCAAUCUUCAAGGCAAAGUAGCUGAUGAAACGACGGGAUAUGCUGGACUUUCCAAAGAAUUUGUUGUGCAUGUCAAGGGCACAGGUGAUGAAUACUGUCACUUUAAAAUUGAGAAGAAUUUGGAAACUGGAUCUGUAAGUCUAGAAUCAGUGCAAAAUGAAGGCAUAUAUGUUGGUCUCCUGCCAGAUGGCCAGACUAAGCCUGUCACUAACACUGGAGAGAGAAACAUUUUUUUCUACCCGCAGGUCAUAAAAUUUGGCCGAGAAGAGCCUAUGGGAACAUCUGCAUCACCCAGUCGAGAGAAGAAAGACUUUAGAGAACCACAGCUCCAACCAGCAAAAGCCCAGAAGCCAGUAUCUCAAAACCUUUCAAGUUUUCCUCACUCAGAGGAAAUGAGAAAUCCCCAAGGUGGUGAGCAUCCCUUUCCUUCAAAUGAUGAAUGGAAAGUGUCAGUGCUGACAGGAAAUGCAGGAACUGAAGCAAAUGUCAUUCUCUGGAUAUAUGGAGACAGAGGAGUAGCUGGAACAAUAACUCUUGGCAAGGACAACAGAAAGCAGCUGUUUCUUCCCAGCCAGGAGGAUGAAUUUCAGAAAAGCACAAAGAGACAGUUGAAAUCUGGUAUAGGAGCUAAGGUUAAAAUAAAAAGCAUGGGGUAUAUCUACAAGAUAAGAAUUGAACUUGAUGAAUUACUGAAUGAACAAUCAGAGGGGAACUUACAAAGGUUAUUUUCAAAGUUCUUCUAUACCAUGUUCAUGUCUACACUGGUGAUGUGGAACAAGCUGAUACAGAUUCUGCAGUUUAUCUGUGUUAUCUAUGGAAAAAGAGGAGAUUCCAGUCUAAGACUUCUGCACAAAUCUGGUAUACCUGUGGUAUUUCAGAGCGGGAUGGUCGAUGUGUUUGGAAUGGAAGCUGUCUCUCUUGGAAAACUGCAGAAGGUGCUGUUGCACUGUGAGGCUAAUGCCAAGUCCCAGUAUUGGUUCUGUGAUAAAGUCAUUGUCAGAGAAGCUGAGGACAACUCGGAAUUUGUUUUCAAUUGUGAAAGAAAGGAGACUGCAAGAUUACUGUUGUCACUGGGGAUUUUGAAGCAGCUGGCACAACAGCAACAGUAUCCCUUUAUGGCUUAUGGAGAAAAGAAAGCUUUCGGCCCUGUUAUUUUGGGAUCUGGGAAACACCAGCUGUUUAAUCCCAGCAGUGAAGAUACUUUUAAGAAAAGAGAAACAAACUGGCGCAAGUAUCUUUAUGAAUAUUUAACUGUAAAUGCAUAUUCUGUACCACUGUGUAUGGGAACUCUGCAGGAGAAACUAAGAGAAGACAAGGAGCUAGUGAAAGAAUUCCCUGCAGUCAAUGAGGACUGGAAAACUUUACCAGUCUAUAAGUAUGUUGUCUCUGUACAUAUUGGUGACUGUUGGGGAGCAGAAACUUUUGCAAAUGUUUAUAUCACUUUCUAUGGCAAAAGAGGGAACACAGGUGUGAGGAAACUUCAUACAUCUUUAGCAAAAGCAAAAUUUCCAAGGAAUAAGGUGCAUUCAUUUUUAGUGCAAGCUCUUUCUCUGAGCCAUUUUCAAAAAGUGGUCAUAGGACAUGAUGGAGAAGGCUGUGGGGCUGGGAUGUACAUGGAGAUGGUAACAGUCAAGGAGGAACAAGACUCAGACAAAGAAUGGGUCUUCCCAUUCUGGAACUGGCUUGAUACUCAUCUGGGACUAUGUGAGACUGUUUGUGAGAUUGUGACAGUUGGUAAAAGAUUGACUUCGAGUCCUAAACUGCCUGAAAUCAACAUGAAGUCAUCAGGUCUCUGGAUAAUGGACAUCACUGGAUCUGACUUGAGCAAUGAAGAGGAUCCAAUAUGCCUUUCUUUUAUCUUCUACGGCAACCUGAGUCACAAAAAGUCACCCCUUCAGGUUACAGGAAAAGCAAUUCAGAUCAAAGAUGAACUGACAGACGUUGGCUCAAUAUACAAAGUUCAAGUAACUGUCCCACAUAGCAAGCUAAAAAAUCCAUGGCACUUAGAUUUACUACAUAUGAAGCACACAGGCACAAAGGAAGAGAUGCAUUUAGCUUUUGACUGCUGGUUCAACCCUAAUGAUGAUAAAUGUGUGGAAUUGCCAGCUUUCUAUGCAGAUCAGGAACCUUUGCCUGGAAGUGGCUGGUUUCUGGAAAAAGUAGAAAUUACAGAUGCAUCUGGGAAUUCAGUGUACUGCUUCAACUGCAACAGGUGGCUUGCUGAGGAUGAAAGCGAUGGUCGCACCGUAGUGCAACUUUAUCCACAGCUGCUUGAUUUCUGA
Merops nubicus (carmine bee-eater) is the source of this 9429-nucleotide messenger RNA. RefSeq names its product retinitis pigmentosa 1 (autosomal dominant) (gene RP1). Gene Ontology annotation, biological process: intracellular signal transduction; axoneme assembly; photoreceptor cell development. Gene Ontology annotation, cellular component: axoneme. The record is from RefSeq and is a predicted model, not a curated record. The transcript is spliced from 30 exons. Lineage: Eukaryota; Metazoa; Chordata; Aves; Coraciiformes; Meropidae. Gene Ontology annotation, molecular function: protein binding. Bases 94 to 9429 code for a protein of 3111 amino acids.